This is a messenger RNA of Jatropha curcas, 4338 nucleotides long. Lineage: Eukaryota; Viridiplantae; Streptophyta; Magnoliopsida; Malpighiales; Euphorbiaceae. The record is from RefSeq and is a predicted model, not a curated record.
CCAACGUCCACUUCCCAUCUUCACUUUCUCUACUCUCUCUGUUUCUCUCUGCUUGAUGAAGUGAAAUGCUUCUUUCACUUCCCCGCCUCUAUCCUUCUCCCCCUUCUAAAACCUUACAUAAACCCUCUUCUUCACUCUUUUCAAUUUCUAAAACCCUAAUCCUCCAAAACCCUCGGAACCCUCUCAAACCAUUUAUCAGGUGCUCUGCCACACCCGACUCCAAGACCCUCCCACACUCUGCCAUCAAGCGCAUUGCUGAUAAGCUCCGCUCUCUUGGCUUCACUGAACAUAACCCUAAAUUACCAGAAACCCUAAAUUCAGAGCUUGAGAGGGAGACAAAGCAAGUUGGAGAAAUCUUUAUUCCUUUGCCCAAUCAAUUGCCUAAGUACCGAGUCGGACAUACUCUUGACCCGAGCUGGAGCACGCCGGAGAACCCUGUUCCUAUACCUGGAGCGGGGAAAGCAAUUGCGAGGUAUCAUGAGCUGAGGAAAGAAGUGAAGAAAGAGAGAGAAGCGAAAAAAAGAGAGCCUAAAGUUCCGACAUUGGCGGUAUUGAGUUUACCGGCGGAGGAGCUGAGGAGGCUAAGGACAAUCGGGAUUGCAGAGAAGAGGAAGUUGAAGGUAGGAAAAGCGGGGAUUACAGAAGGGAUUGUUAAUGGGAUUCAUGAGAGGUGGAGAAGAGCAGAAGUUGUUAAGAUUGUUUGUGAGGAUUUGUGCCGGAUGAACAUGAAGAGGACUCACGAUAUGUUGGAGAGAAAAACUGGAGGUUUGGUUGUUUGGAGGUCUGGGAGUAAAAUAGUGUUAUAUAGGGGGGUUAAUUAUAAGUAUCCCUACUUCUCACCAAAUAAUAUUACAGCAAAUGAAACUUCUAGUGAUGCUGUGCAUGAUAACCAUGUGGAUUGUGAGGAUGAUAAAAUGGGGAGCUGCUCAUCUAGAGCUAAUAGUUUAAGGUCUUCUGGAUCAAGUGAAACCAAUAAGAUGGUUCGACCUACAUUAGUACAAGGUGUUGGUUCCCCAGAUAGAGUACGAUUUGAAUUGCCAGGUGAGGCACAACUUGCAGAAGAGAUUGACAGUUUGCUAGAUGGGCUAGGUCCACGCUUUACCGAUUGGUGGGGAUAUGAACCUCUACCAGUUGAUGCUGAUCUUCUUCCUGCUAUUGUUCCUGGAUAUCGGAAACCAUUCCGCCUACUUCCAUAUGGUGUCAUGCCUAAACUGACAGAUGAUGAAAUGACCGCAUUAAGAAGGCUAGGACGGCCCUUGCCUUGCCAUUUUGCAUUAGGUAGAAAUAGGAAACUUCAAGGAUUGGCUGCUUCGAUUGUCAAGCUUUGGGAAAAAUGUGAGAUCGCUAAAAUCGCAGUUAAGAGAGGAGUACAGAAUACUAAUAGUGAAAUGAUGGCUGAAGAGUUAAAGUGGCUGACAGGUGGAACUCUCCUGUCACGGGAUAGGGAAUUUAUUGUGUUGUACAGGGGAAAAGAUUUCCUACCAUCUGCUGUUUCUUCUGUGAUAAAAGAACGAAGAAAGUAUCUAAUUCAUGGGGAUAAACAGAGAAGACACCAAAGCAUAGCUGGUGAAACUUUAAAGGAGGCAGAGGACAUCAAAAUUGAGACUAUAAGUUCUGGAUCUAAUGAUGAAUUUAAUAGCGACAAUGAGCAGAGUUCUGAUCUCCUUAAAGAUAAGAAGCUGAGGUCCUUGGAGGCAGCCAUAAAAAGAACCAGCAUCAGAUUGUCUAUGGCACUAGAAAAUAAAGCAAAAGCAGAAAAACUCCUAGCUGAGCUGGAGAAUUUGGAGAUGCCUCAACAACCAGCAAUAGAUAAAGAGGGUAUAACUGAAGAAGAAAGAUAUAUGCUAAGGAAGAUUGGCUUGAAAAUGAAGCCAUUCUUAUUAUUGGGUAGGCGGGGAGUUUUUGAUGGAACAAUUGAAAACAUGCACCUCCAUUGGAAGUAUAGGGAACUUGUGAAGAUAAUAUGUAAAGAGAGAAGCUUAGAAGCUGCUUAUGAAGUGGCAAGGACCUUAGAAGUGGAAAGUGGUGGAAUAUUAGUUGCAGUUGAAAGAGUCAGCAAGGGUUAUGCAAUUGUUGUAUAUCGUGGAAAGAAUUAUCGGAGGCCUGCUCGUUUGAGGCCUCCAACACUCUUGAGUAAGAGGGAGGCAUUGAAGCGCUCUUUAGAGGCCCAACGUCGAGAGUCAUUGAAGCUUCAUGUUUUGAAGCUUACUAGAAAUGUAAAUGACUUGAAACUUAAAUUGGCCAAAGACGAGGAAGCACAUAGCAAGCAUUCAUUUGAUGAAGUUAAAGAAGAUAUGAACAUGAUGGAAUCGGGAACCCAUGUGAGAUCAUAUCCAGUCAUUCCUGCUCACUGUAAAGGGGAUAUAGAGCUAAGCAGUUUACAACCAAGAUGCUUGAAAGGGAAAAAAAUGCACUUAACUAGAGACGACGAUGAAGCUGAUUCAAACUCCAACUCCAACUCCAAUGAUGAUGGCAAAAACAUACGACCUGCACAAUGGGCUGAUCAAACUGAUCCUUCUUUGCUCUUUAGUGUGAACGCGAUGGGGAAAAGUGAAUCUAAGUCUUCAAUGGAAUCAGUUGGCCUGGAAGCCCAUGAGAGUCUAUUUGCUACUAUGAAUGAUGGAGCUGUCGACUCAACUUCUUUCCCAGUUAACUUUGAGGUGAUAACUAGGAUCCCUUCUAUGUGUUUUAUAUUGCAUUCUUCUUAUAUAUAUGUGAACGCGAUGGGGAAAAGUGAAUCUAAGUCUUCAAUGGAAUCAGUUGGCCUGGAAGCCCAUGAGAGUCUAUUUGCUACUAUGAAUGAUGGAGCUGUCGACUCAACUUCUUUCCCAGUUAACUUUGAGACUAGAGACGACGAUGAAGCUGAUUCAAACUCCAACUCCAACUCCAAUGAUGAUGGCAAAAACAUACGACCUGCACAAUGGGCUGAUCAAACUGAUCCUUCUUUGCUCUUUAGUGUGAACGCGAUGGGGAAAAGUGAAUCUAAGUCUUCAAUGGAAUCAGUUGGCCUGGAAGCCCAUGAGAGUCUAUUUGCUACUAUGAAUGAUGGAGCUGUCGACUCAACUUCUUUCCCAGUUAACUUUGAGACUAAAGAUAACCAUAAAGGUGAUUCAAACUCCAUUGCAAAUGAUGACGGCGACGGCAUACAACCUGCUGAACAGGCUAAUCAAACUGAUCCUUCUUUGCUCUUUGAUGUGAAUGGGAUCGGGAAAAGUGAACCUCAGUCCUCAGUGGAAUCAGUUAGCAUUGAAGCCUGUGAUAGUCUAUUUAUAAAUGAUGGAGCUGUCAAGUCAACUUCUUUCCCCGUUAAUUUUACGGGAUAUCAGUUAGAGAAAAGGAGGUCGGCGCCGCUUGCUAAUGCUGAGCAUUGUAUGCCUGGCAAUGAGAUGAUUAGGUCAAAAGUUGAAUCAACAAGUGAGGUGGAAGAAUCGGUUUCAAUUUCAGUGGAAAAGGAGACGCCUCCCAAGGUUAUCCAUCUUUCUAAUAGAGACAGGCUUAUGCUACGAAAGCAAGCCCUCAAGAUGAAGAACCGCCCAGUGCUUGCAGUAGGGAGAAGCAACAUUGUCACUGGUGUUGCAAAAACAAUCAAAGCUCACUUUCAAAAGUAUCCUCUUGCUAUAGUAAAUGUUAAAGGCAGAGCCAAAGGGACGUCAGUCCAGGAAGUGAUUUUCCAGCUGGAGCAAGCAACAGGUGGAGUUUUAGUCUCCCAGGAGCCUAGCAAAGUAAUACUUUAUCGUGGCUGGGGAGCAUUUGAUGAACCUAACCACAAAUUUAAGUAUAAUGCCCAAAAUACAGGGAGUCCAUCAGUAGGUGGAGGCAGGUCUCAUCAUGCUGUCUCACCUGAGCUGAUGGCAGCAAUCAGACUUGAAUGUGGUCUGAGUGAAACCAAGAGUGAUGGCAAAAUCCAAGCUGAAAUUUGAGGUUGUCUUAAAGGAGAGCGCCUUUAUCUCAGAUCCAUGAUAAUUCAGCUACGUUGACACAUGAAAUAAACAGUCGGUAGUAGGAUCUUACAUGCAUUGUCAUAACGUAGAUGAUAUGUAUGUUCAGUUCAUCUGAUGCCUUCUAUCAAACAAGAGAGAGUGGUGUCUUGGAGAAGUCAGCUAGUGCAGCUGCGAUGUGUUCAGAUUGCUCCGUUUUGUGCAAAAUCGUUAACGGUGAGAAGUCCCUUUUCUUUUUGUUAUUUUUGGUCUACUUGUAAAUACAACAAUAAUUGAUACAUAUGCACAUAACCAAAUAAAAGUUCAGGUUGAAACCCUCAACUUUGCAACCUUAAAGUUUUAUUUGUUUACGUUGAGCCUUUUGAACUAUUUUUUAAAAUGACAUUGAGAAUUGAUUUAA